Messenger RNA from Fraxinus pennsylvanica, 1446 nucleotides. The record is from the annotation of a GenBank genome assembly. Lineage: Eukaryota; Viridiplantae; Streptophyta; Magnoliopsida; Lamiales; Oleaceae.
AUGUCAAUCAUCUCAUGUAAAAAUUUAACAUGGCAUGUUGUUGCACUUCGCGAGCUCAAUGCCGAAAACAAGUGCAAAAACUCAUUAUNNNNGAAAACAAGUGCAAAAACUCAUUAUCAUGGCUUUGUUAUUCAAGCAACACCAGUGAAGAGGCUAUGCAAAACCCACAACACUAUUACAGUGAAUGGAAUGUAUCCUGGACCAACAUUGGAAGUGAACAAUGGUGACACUCUAGUGGUCAAAGUCGUUAAUAGAGCUCGAUACAACGUUACCAUUCACUGGCAUGGGGUUCGACAAAUGAGAACUUCAUGGGCUGAUGGACCAGAAUUUGUGACUCAAUGUCCUAUUAGACCAGGACACAGUUAUACUUACAGAUUUACAAUUCAAGGACAGGAAGGAACACUUUGGUGGCAUGCCCAUAGCUCAUGGCUCAGAGCCACUGUCUAUGGAGCCUUGAUUAUUCGCCCACGACUAGGAGAAUCAUAUCCCUUCCCCAAGCCAAAUCGUGAAACCCCUCUUCUUCUCGGUGAGUGGUGGGAUGCAAACCCCAUUGAUGUUGUGAGGCAAGCCACAAGAACAGGAGCUGCUCCAAAUGUGUCCAAUGCAUACACCAUCAAUGGUCAACCUGGUGAUCUUUAUAACUGCUCCAAAAAAGAUACAAUCGUAGUUCCGGUGAAAACUGGGGAAACAAAUCUCCUUAGAGUCGUUAACUCUGCACUCAAUCAACAACUUUUCUUCAAAAUAGCGAACCACAAGCUCACGGUUGUUGGGGCUGAUGCUUCUUAUCUCAAACCCUUCACCACCUCAGUUCUCAUGCUGGUUGGUUUAGGACUCAACAAUUGCCCCAGUGGCGCUAGACGUAGAAAUUGUCAAGGACCAAAUGGGACUCGAUGCACUGCCGGCAUGAACAACGUAUCUUUUGUGCUUCCAUCCAACUUUUCCCUAUUGCAGGCACAUCAACAGCGUAUACCUGGAGUGUUCACAACCGAUUUUCCAGCAAAUCCCCCUAGGAAAUUUGAUUAUACUGGUAAUGUAAGUCGGUCACUGUGGCAACCCGCCCGUGGGACUAAGGUGUACAGAUUAAAGUAUGGAGCAAGAGUUCAAAUAGUGUUGCAGGGAACAAGUAUCUUCACAGCUGAGAACCACCCUAUUCAUCUCCAUGGAUAUGACUUCUAUAUCCUUGCUGAAGGAUUUGGAAAUUUCAAUCCACAAAGAGAUACAGCCAAAUUCAAUCUCGUUGAUCCACCACAACGAAAUACGGCUAGUGUACCUGUUGGUGGAUGGAGCGUGAUUAGAUUUGUCGCAGAUAAUCCAGGAGUAUGGUUAAUGCACUGUCAGUUGUAUGUUCAUGUCACCUGGGGUUUGGCAAUGGCUUUCUUGGUGGAAAAUGGAGUUGGAGAACUUCAAACAUUAGAGCCACCUCCUGCAGAUCUACCCCUCUGUUAA